CUCUCCCCCAGAACAUUCCCGACUUGCUGAUCUGCUGAAAGCCUCGAGCGUACUGGCAGGCGACACCAGAAGCUCUUGCACAUCGCCACAGAGAGAAAGACAUCACGAAGCAGAGGCUGUUUUUAUCUCCCGCGUCAGUCAGUCAGUCGGAUCAGGUACACUGCGCAGCGCCGCGUGGGACUCGAGCUGUACUUCACCAACAACCAGACAGCAGUUCCAGUCCAGAGUCUGGAGGCAGCAGACAUUAACACUGUGGAGCAGAGCGGAACGAGCUGAUCCUUCUCUCCCGGUCCCGACCUGGUCCUUACGGAACUGACCAGAGAGAGAGAGAGAUGGGAGAUGAUUAAAUAAUGUGGAUUAUAUAGUCACUCACUGGAUACAACAGCUGAACACGACGCGGUUGCAAAAGAAUUUAGACUUGAAGACUGAAGAGAUCGUUUCGGGGGGAUAUCUCUCUGCCCGGGUGGAAGAGGCGCUCAGGCAGGCUGCUUGUUGGGAUUUGAUUUUACAACUGUAUAAUAUUACAACUACAACACUUCUAGGCGGAUGUACAUAUAUAGAGUGUUUUUGGAGCAGUUUUGAGGAACCGUUUUGUUUAUUUUUAUGGUGAUAAUUAUAAAGGAUCGCUGUCAAAACGGAAUCACACAGAAAGGAUUACAAUCCUUGGGACAGUGAGAGGUAUAUCUGGGGUUGUUUCUAUGGUGACGGAGGCAGUGAUUCUGUUGGAUACCCAUGAUGCACCGGUACGAUGCCUGAGUCGGAGACAGGUCUAGUAGCUCAGCACAUCACUGUGGAGACCAGAGGAAUAGUUGCUAUGUGGUGUUCUCUCUGGCUGUCCCUCCUCCUAUACCCUCUCUCCGUCUCUACAGCCAGAUUACCCACAGUACUGCCAACAGACUCUGUGUUCCUGGAGGACUAUGUGGUCUCGACUGGGGACACCCUGGAUCUGUCAUGUAACCCCAACGGUCCCGCCCAAGCUGUCCUCUGGUUCAAGGAUGGCAGCGGCCUGUUGCCUAGCAACCGGACGCGAGUGGACCAGAGGGUUCUACGCAUCAUCAACGUGUCUUACGAGGACUCCGGCAUGUACUCCUGCCACGUCACUCACGACAACAACCUGCUCAGCAACUACACAAUCAGAGUGACAGAUUCCCUGUCUUCUGGAGAUGAUGAAGACCAUGAUGAAGACUGGGACGAUACAGAAGGCCCGUAUUGGACCAGACCGGACCGCAUGGAGAAGAAGCUCCUCGCUAUCCCAGCAGCCAAUACUGUCAAAUUCCGUUGCGCUGCCGCUGGAAACCCCACGCCCUCCAUCCAUUGGCUGAAGAAUGGGAAGGAGUUUAAGGGUGAACAGAGGAUGGGCGGGAUCAAGCUAAGGCACCAGCAGUGGAGUCUGGUGAUGGAGAGUGCUGUCCCUUCAGACCGUGGGAACUACACCUGUGUUGUACAGAACAAGUACGGCACCAUCACCCACAGCUACCAGCUAGAUGUGCUAGAGCGCUCCCCUCACAGGCCCAUCCUCCAGGCAGGUCUUCCAGCCAAUCAGACAGUGGUAUUGGGCAGUAAUGUGGAGUUCCACUGUAAGGUGUACAGCGAUGCCCAGCCUCACAUCCAGUGGCUGAAGCACAUCGAGGUGAACGGAUCCCGGUAUGGUCCCGACGGUGUCCCAUACGUCAACAUACUCAAGAGUCUAGUGAGCAGGAGAACAGAGGUUGAUGUUAUACUGGCUGUGUUGAAUGUGACCGAAGCUGAUGCCGGGAAGUACUGGUGUCGAGCAUCUAACUUUGUAGGAAAGUCAGAAAACGCCUUCUGGCUCACGGUACACAGACCAAGUAAACCAGCGCUGCACGAUGGUGACAAGGAGGAUGACUAUGCUGACAUCCUGAUCUAUGUGACGGGCUGCGUGCUGUUCAUCCUGGCCGUCGUCAUCAUCAUCCUCUGUCGUAUGAGGAUGUCUACCCAGAAGACCCUGCCCUCCCCGCCCAUCCAGAAACUCUCCAAGUUCCCCUUAAAGAGACAGCAGGUUUCCUUGGAGUCUAACUCCUCCAUGAACUCCAACACACCAUUGGUCAGGAUUGCACGUCUGUCAUCCAGCGAUGGACCAAUGCUGUCCAAUGUCUUGGAGCUGGAGCUUCCAUCAGACCCCAAAUGGGAGUUCUCUAGGACCAGGCUAACGUUGGGUAAACCUCUGGGAGAAGGCUGCUUCGGUCAGGUGGUAAUGGCGGAGGCCAUCGGGAUCGACAAGGAGAAACCCAACAAGCCCCUAGACGUCGCUGUGAAGAUGCUCAAAGACGACGCCACAGAUAAGGACCUGUCAGACCUGGUCUCAGAGAUGGAAAUGAUGAAGAUGAUUGGAAAACACAAAAACAUCCUCAACCUGCUGGGAGCAUGUACACAGGAUGGUCCCCUGUACGUGUUGGUGGAGUACGCUUCCAAAGGGAACCUGAGGGAGUACCUGAGAGCCCGUCGGCCCCCGGGGACGGACUACUCCUUCGACACCUGUAAGAUCCCUGAUGAGCAGCUCACCUUUAAAGACCUGGUGUCCUGUGCCUACCAGGUGGCGCGUGGCAUGGAGUACCUGGCCUCACAGAAGUGUAUCCAUAGAGAUCUGGCAGCCAGGAACGUCCUGGUAACCGAGGAGAACGUGAUGAAGAUUGCAGACUUCGGUCUGGCCAGAGAUGUGCACAACAUAGACUACUACAAGAAGACUACUAAUGGUCGUCUACCCGUGAAAUGGAUGGCUCCAGAGGCUCUGUUCGACCGCGUCUACACGCACCAGAGCGAUGUGUGGUCGUAUGGGGUGCUGCUCUGGGAGAUAUUUACCCUGGGAGGGUCCCCGUACCCCGGCAUCCCUGUAGAGGAGCUGUUCAAACUGCUGAAGGAGGGCCACCGCAUGGACAAACCUGCCAACUGCACACAUGAACUAUAUAUGAUCAUGAGGGAGUGCUGGCACGCUGUUCCAUCUCAGAGACCUACCUUCAGGCAGCUGGUGGAGGACCAUGACAGGGUUCUGUCCAUGACCUCCACAGACGAGUACCUGGACCUGUCUGUACCAUUUGAGCAGUACUCUCCAACCUGCCAAGACUCCAGCAGCACCUGUUCCUCAGGAGAUGACUCUGUGUUCUCCCACGACCCCCUCCCCACGACCCCCUCCCUGCCCAAAACUGCCUCUCCAUGAACCCUUCCCUGACCAACCCUGCCUCCCCAUGACCCCCUUCUCACGACCCCCUCCCUGACCAACCCUGCCUCCCCAAAAUGAGGGGGGAAUUACCUUGUCAAACUGCUGCAGAUUUAAAUGGCAAUCAGGACAUAGGGGGGGCUGGAUGGGGAGAGGAGGGGGGGGCUCCCCCGAGACACUUCUCAGCGUCAUACUUUGAGCCUCCUCCAGAUAUGAGGAAGAGAACAGCCCAUGCAAUAUAUCCUCAAACGGACAAAUUUUUUAAGAAUCUUUGCAUUGAAGGUUGGACAAUUUUUUGCCGACAAAAACUCUUUUUUUUUCUUAAAAAUGAAAAUGUAUAUUUUUUAUACUUGGCCAGUCUUUAGUUAUUGACAAUCCGAAAGGUCAAACCAUUCAGUGCCUACUGGAACCUAACUCUAACCCACAGGACUGGGAGGAGAUUGACACAAGGACAUGAACACCAUUAACCAGGGAGGCAGGGCAUCUAUAACGCCAUUGAUCAUGAAAGCAGGGAAUCUAUAACGCCAUUGGCCAGGGAAGCAGGGUAUCUAUAACGCCAUUGGCAAAAAGAAAGCAGGGUAUCUAUAACGCCAUUGGCCAGGGAGGCAGGGUAUCUAUAACGCCAUUGGCCAGGGAGGCAGGGUAUCUAGAACGCCAUUGGCCAGGGAGGCUGGGUAUCUAUAACGCCAUUGGCCAGGGAGGUAUCUAUUACGCCAUUGGCCAGGGAGGCAGGGUAUCUAUAACGCCAUUGGCCAGGGAAGCAGGGUAUCUAUAACGCCAUUGGCAAAAAGAAAGCAGGGUAUCUAUAACGCCAUUGGCAAAAAGAAAGCAGGGUAUCUAUAACGCCAUUGGCCAGGGAGGCAGGGUAUCUAUAACGCCAUUGGCCAGGGAAGCAGGGUAUCUAUAACGCCAUUGGCCAGGGAGGUAUCUAUUACGCCAUUGGCCAGGGAGGCAGGGUAUCUAUAAGGCCAUUGGCCAGGGAGUCAGGGUAUCUAUAACGCCAUUGGCCAGGGAAGCAGGGUAUCUUUAACGCCAUUGGCAAAAAGAAAGCAGGGUAUCUAUAACGCCAUUGGCCAGGGAGGCUGGGUAUCUAUAACGCCAUUGGCCAGGGAGGAUGGGUAUCUAUAACGCCAUUGGCCAGGGAGGUAUCUAUUACGCCAUUGGCCAGGGAGGCAGGGUAUCUAUAAGGCCAUUGGCCAGGGAGGCAGGGUAUCUAUAACGCCAUUGGCCAGGGAAGCAGGGUAUCUUUAACGCCAUUGGCAAAAAGAAAGCAGGGUAUCUAUAACGCCAUUGGCCAGGGAGGCUGGGUAUCUAUAACGCCAUUGGCCAGGGAGGCAGGGUAUCUAUAACGCCAUUGGCCAGGGAUGCAGGGUAUCUAUAACACCAUUGGCCAGGGAGGCAGGGUAUCUAUAACGCCAUUGGCCAGGGAGGCAGGGUAUCUAUAACGCCAUUGGACAGGGAGGCAGGGUAUCUUUAACGCCAUUGGCCAGGGAGGCAGGGUAUCUAUAACGCCAUUGGCCAGGGAGGCAGGGUAUCUAUAACACCAUUGGCCAGGGAGGCAGGGUAUCUAUAACGCCAUUGGCCAGGGAGGCUGGGUAUCUAUAACACCAUUGGCCAGGGAGGCAGGGUAUCUAUAACGCCAUUGGCCAGGGAGGCUGGGUCUCUUUACCUCUCCUCAGUGGAGUACACGGGAACUAGUUUUUGCAAAUGUGCAGCAUACCAGCAGAGCCAGAAUCAACAAAAUGAUGUGACUAGUUCUUCCAAUAACAGUUAGUGCUUUACUCCAAGAUCCCUCACCCUCACCUCUGUUGAAUCAUCUCAACCAUCAUGAAUCAGAAUGGGACUACAAUACAACAAUCUGAACCAGGACUGUAACAGAAGUCUCUGCUGUUUGAAACUCUGAUGGGAACCAAGCUGCAGUCAGCCCUUCAACAGGAGGGAAACAUAGAACCAGUCUCUCUGAUGAGAACCAAGCUGCAGUCAGACCCCUCAACAGGAGGGGAACAUAGAACCAAUCUCUCUGAUGGGAACCAAGCUGCAGUCAGACCCUUCAACAGGAGGGAAAUAUAGAACCAAUCUCUCUGAUGGGAACCAAGCUGCAGUCAGCCCUUCAACAGGAGGGAAACAUAGAACCAGUCUCUCUGAUGAGAACCAAGCUGCAGUCAGACCCCUCAACAGGAGGGGAACAUAGAACCAAUCUCUCUGAUGGGAACCAAGCUGCAGUCAGACCCUUCAACAGGAGGGAAAUAUAGAACCAAUCUCUCUGAUGGGAACCAAGCUGCAGUCAGCCCUUCAACAGGAGGGAAACAUAGAACCAGUCUCUCUGAUGAGAACCAAGCUGCAGUCAGACCCUUCAACAGGAGGGAAACAUAGAACCAAUAUCUCUGAUGGGAACCAAGCUGCAGUCAGACCCUUCAACAGGAGGGAAAUAUAGAACCAAUCUCUCUGAUGGGAACCAAGCUGCAGUCAGACCCUUCAACAGGAGGGAAAUAUAGAACCAAUCUCUCUGAUGGGAACCAAGCUGCAGUCAGACCCUUCAACAGGAGGGAAAUAUAAUUGGGGGUGUUUCUAUGUAUCUUUAAAACGUUUUAAUUGUAAAUAUAUAAAUGCAAAUAUGUAUCAUAUUGCUGUCAGCAGCCAUGUGCUUAAAAUGAGAUUUUUUUCUUAUAAAAUAUUGUUUUAGAAUCAAAGCAUUGCAAUCUAGAAUACACUGUCAUGAUCAUGUAAUAAUUUAAAGUGAUACAGAAGGUUUAUUUGAAUUAUUAACAUGUAUAUUUGUAAAGAUAUUUAUAGACUUAACAUGUAGUUCAUAAGGUAGAACAAUCUUGUUCAGGAUUUAGUACUGUAAGCAAAGAUGUUUUAUUUAUUUUUCUGUAACUUAUGUAAAGCAGAACAAUAUUAUUUUCACGA
Molecule: messenger RNA, 6085 nt
Organism: Oncorhynchus masou masou (cherry salmon)
Lineage: Eukaryota; Metazoa; Chordata; Actinopteri; Salmoniformes; Salmonidae
Gene: fgfr3
Product: fibroblast growth factor receptor 3
Exons: 18
Coding region: 749-3175 (808 amino acids)
Biological process (GO): positive regulation of kinase activity; positive regulation of MAPK cascade; multicellular organism development
Cellular component (GO): signaling receptor complex; plasma membrane
Molecular function (GO): ATP binding; fibroblast growth factor binding; fibroblast growth factor receptor activity
Source: RefSeq, a predicted model, not a curated record